Saimiri boliviensis boliviensis (Bolivian squirrel monkey) is the source of this 2534-nucleotide messenger RNA. It is a transcript of the gene FAABTP, whose product is annotated as transmembrane protein 19. Lineage: Eukaryota; Metazoa; Chordata; Mammalia; Primates; Cebidae. The record is from RefSeq and is a predicted model, not a curated record. Gene Ontology annotation, cellular component: membrane.
GGCGGAGGCGCGGGCUUAGCUCCUGGGGUCUCGGCCAAGGUCGGCUGUACCUGGACCCUGGGGCGGCUUGGGCAGUUGUUGGACGUGACCGCGUUCAACUGCGUCGGGCUCGCUUCCCAGACUUGCCCAAGUUCCGGUGUCCUAGCUGUCCCUUUGCAGCCGCAGGCCUGCCCCGGCCGCGUGGGAGGAGUCUGUGACGGGUGGUGGGCAGAGCUCGCCAGCGCCGGGACCGCUGGUUGGCUGCGUCCGCUUCCUUUUUCCCCUUCCUGGUGUCCGGCUUCAGGCGCGGAGCAGCAGGCAGCUAGCCAGCCGGGAGCCGGCCCUCACAGUCGGCUGGGUUGCGCUUUGCUUUUGCAGUGAGGCAUUGACCUGCCCAUAUGACUUGGCGCUCUCCACCAGCAGGAAUUUCCGGAAGGAGUUUGAAUUUUUGUGAUUUUUUUGGAAUAUUUGGAGCGCAAAUCCUUGUUUUUCAUGACAGAUCUCGACGACAAUAUAUGCAAAAGAUACAUAAAGAUGAUAACUAAUAUAGUUGUAUUGAGCCUGAUCAUUUGCAUUUCCUUAGCGUUCUGGAUUAUGUCAAUGACUGCAAGCACCUACUAUGGUAACUUACGGCCUAUUUCUCCAUGGCGUUGGCUGUUUUCUGUUGUUGUUCCUGUUCUGAUCGUCUCUAAUGGCCUCAAAAAGAAAAGUCUAGAUCACAGUGGGGCUCUAGGAGGGCUAGUGGUUGGAUUUAUCCUAACCAUUGCAAAUUUUAGCUUUUUUACCUCUUUGCUGAUGUUUUUUCUGUCUUCUUCGAAACUCACUAAAUGGAAGGGAGAAACAAAGAAGCGCCUAGAUUCAGAAUAUAAGGAAGGUGGGCAAAGGAAUUGGGUUCAGGUAUUCUGUAAUGGAGCUGUACCCACAGAGCUGGCCCUGCUAUACAUGAUAGAAAAUGGCCCUGGGGAAAUCCCAGUUGAUUUUUCCAAGCAGUACUCUGCUUCGUGGAUGUGUUUGUCUCUCUUGGCUGCAUUGGCCUGCUGUGCUGGAGACACAUGGGCUUCAGAAGUUGGCACGGUUCUGAGUAAAAGUCCUCCAAGGCUGAUAACAACCUGGGAGAAAGUUCCAGUUGGAACCAAUGGAGGAGUUACAGUGGUGGGCCUUGUCUCCAGUCUCCUUGGUGGUACCUUUGUGGGCAUUGCAUACUUCCUCACACAGCUGGUUUUUGUGAAUGAUUUAGACAUUUCUGCUCCCCAGUGGCCAAUUAUUGCAUUUGGUGGUUUAGCUGGAUUACUAGGAUCAAUUAUAGACUCAUAUUUAGGGGCUACAAUGCAGUAUACUGGGUUGGAUGAAAGCACCGGCAUGGUGGUGAACAGCCCAACAAAUGAGGCAAAGCACAUAGCGGGGAAGCCCAUUCUUGAUAACAAUGCAGUGAAUCUGUUUACUUCUGUUCUUGUUGCUCUCUUGCUCCCAACUGCUGCUUGUGGUUUUUGGCCCAGGGAGUGAACUUUAUUUCAUUCCCACAGGUUGAAACUGGUGAGUCCAGCUAAACUUGCAAUUCCAGCUUUCAUCCUAAGAAUACUAAUUGUAAUGGCAAAGCAGAAAUGCCAGCUCUUCCUAUGUUCCAUUGUGAUGGGAUUUCACAUUUUCCUUUCAUCAACUCUCCUGUCAUAGCUAGCAUCUUUCUAGUGAAAAAGAAAGGUUCAUAGAUUUGUGCAUUUUUUUCUCCUGAAUGGAGGUCUUGAGCAAUGAAGCUAUAUUGUUCCUACAUAUUGCUAUAUAUUGAAUUGAAAGUUCUAUAUAGUCAAUGUCAAAUUUUGUCUUAUUUUGUUUUGUAUGUUGAAACCAGUGUAGGGAAUAAAAGUGAUGAUAUUUAAAAUAGUUCUCCAUUGAAGAAGAGAAAUGCCACUAGUGCUAGUUGCCCAAAUGUUGUGUCUGUUUUACAUAGUUUAAGCUGAUGUGUAUGGACGCCUAACUAAGUAUAAUAUCCUGAACUUCUCCCAUUACAUUGCUAUUUACAAUUGGGAAAAGUGUGAGGAUUGGUUCCUAGUGAGUUUUGUGGCCUAGUCCACAUUUGUUCUUCCUUCCUCAGGGUUAGCGAUGAAAAAAACUAGAUAUCUUUUUCAUAUGACCAUUACAAUGUGUGAAAAAGUUAUUUUAACUAAAAGGAAAAGAACUCUAUCUUAUAUCUAAAAAAUCUGCACCUUAUUAUAUGUUUCAGUUGCUCUCUGAACAGAAAUUAUUUUCAAUGUAGUAUGUUGAAUGUAUUUUCUAGCUUUCUUUGAAUUAUGUUUGGCAUCCUGGCUUAGCACUGGCAUCCUGAACAGUUAAGAGUCACUGGGAAAUUACUGUAUUUCUUUAUAAAUUUACUAUCAUACAAAUUACUUGAAAAUGCUAUGAUUUUCUAUUAUUACCUUCUAAGUGUAUUCCGUCUUACACUGUAGCCUCAACUAAAGCAAAUUCUGCUUUUCAGUUUUGUUCCUUACUAUGAUUUACUGUGUGCCAAAGGAGUUUUGACAUGGUACAGAUUAUUUUACUAAAAGUAUUUUAAAAUGUUU